AUGGCAUUCGUUGCAGGAAUGUUGAUGGACCUUGUUUCUCCUUUGUUUCCUUCAGCAUUUGUGUUCGUAGUCUGCUUAGGGAGCUUCUCAAGAUCAUUCACUGAUGUUGCAGGUGGAGCAACCAGAGCUGCUUUGACGCAACAUUUUGCUCUUCAGAAUAAUGCAGCAGAUAUAUCUGCAAAGAAACUAUUUGGACAAGGAAAGAUAAAAUUCACUAGGGUGUCACAGAAGAUUUCACAUCAUUUGUCUCUUCCGCAACCCACUCACUUGGACCACAAGAUCAAGCUUUCAGGGAAUAGUCCUGCUGGAAUUGCAUGCUAUGGUAUCUUGGUGGAUGUGCCCUUCCCUAUACAGAAGGAAUUCAAUGCUUUGCUCGCCAACAAAGAGAAAACCAAAGAGAUUGAUGCUUGUGAUGAAGCAAUUUGUACUACCAUAAGGAAGAUCCAUGAGCAUCGCAAGAGACGGGCAUUCUUUCUUGGAUUCAACCAAUCACCAGUGGAAUUUUUCAAUACUUUGAUUGAAUCUCAAGUCAGAGAUUGAAGCUUGUAGCAGGGCAGGGCAGGGCAAGCACGUCGUAGUGUUGAGAAAGAGAAUCGAUUAAAUUUCUACAGGCAACCAUGGUAAGCUUAUACACAUCUUC
Messenger RNA from Ilex paraguariensis (yerba mate), 640 nucleotides. The record is from the annotation of a GenBank genome assembly. Lineage: Eukaryota; Viridiplantae; Streptophyta; Magnoliopsida; Aquifoliales; Aquifoliaceae.